Molecule: messenger RNA, 3330 nt
Organism: Physcomitrium patens
Lineage: Eukaryota; Viridiplantae; Streptophyta; Bryopsida; Funariales; Funariaceae
Source: RefSeq, a predicted model, not a curated record
GCAGGCUCCUCAGCCCGAUGUCUCGCGAUGCGGCCGUCGAUUCCUCGCACUUUUAUGUUUUAUGUUUUAUUGCUUUUUACGGUCUGAGUGCAGCAGCGAAGUUGUUCACAAUCUACGAAGUUUGAUUGACGACAGCGUGCGUCGAAACGGACAGUAAUUUCGCAGAUUGGGCGCAGUAGUGUUGGUUUGAAUAUUCGCGGGGUUGGUCUUCAACCUCGUUAGCCCUCAUCGACUGCAUCGUCCUCCGUCUAUGCAGGCAACCCACGAUAGAUUGCGGGCAUAGAGGUUUGCAACAUAUGGGUAAUUGCGGUUGAUUGUCGUAGCACCGUUUUUCACGGUGUCAUCCAGCUGCUUUUAUGGAAGCUUGUCUUAGUACAAUGGAAUUGCAGGCGUCGGCCCUGAUGCCUGGGCUGGCGUGGAAGUGGAUUUUGGAGAAGCUUCUGGAUCUUCCGGAUUUUGGAGUGGCGUUCAUCAACGAGGUGAUUACUACUCAUGUUACAGACAUAGAAGAGCCAUAUUGUCGGCCUCUUCUGGAAAGGGUAGCGCUACGGAACCUGCAGGAGAUGGUUUUAACGGAUCAAAUCGACUCCGGUGCUAUUCCUCUUCUCAAGGCACUCAUAAUACAAGACUUUGUUCCAUUAACAAAAGGCUCCUCCGUCAAGCAAAGAUUCAACAAAGAACUGGUUCUUCGUGUGCAAACAGAGAUUGUUCUUUCUGUACUAAGGGAAGAUGUGGCCGAGGGAGAUAAAGACUGGGUAUAUUACGCAUCGGAGCUCGAAAGAAUUUUUGCAGAAGAAGCAGACCCUCGUGUCCUAGCUCGUAAAAGAGAGCUCAGUGCUCUUCUUAAGUCAAAGGAUCAAACGAAUGAUGUUGCAGCUUACCUGAAGAAGUAUUCGCUCAAGAAAUUGAAGAAUGAUUUGAACAUGUUUAUUGAUGAAAGGAGAGCAACAUUUAAGACAGUGUUCUUAGACCAGUUGUCACGUGACUUUCUUGAUUCCAAUGGAACACCAUUCCUCGAGGCGCUUGGUGACAUGGAGAAGUCUGGAGAGUUAGACCCACGUGCUAAGCAAGCUCACUUGAAUCCCGCCAAUGUUGUGAGUUUGCAAACAAAUCAGGAUAUAGACCUUCAACGAGUGGGACAUGAAUCCAGGAAUGGGCAUGAUAUGACUGAAACCGGAGGUCAGGGUAUUGUGCUUGGAACUGCAGCAGUUUCUGAUAAAAAAUCGCCGAGGCGGAUGAUCCUUCCCACACGUGAUAGUAGUGAUGACGUUUCUCAAGAAGUGCAAAAUUGUAAUGUAGCGAGUAAACAAUCAAAAACACCAACUUCAGUAUCCCUUGCUGUUCCUUCAAAGGAGGGUAUGCCUCUUUCUAGAAAUUUUGGAUUAGAAGUAAUGAGAAGCUGCUCACCACACCUAAGUGUCAGUAUUGAAGGGGAAAAAAUACAUCAAACAAGGAAGCCAAGCCGUACAAACAAAAAUGUGACAAUCUCGGGUGUGGAAUCUGAUGCUGAUACACAGGUAGUUGAGAGGUUGAACAUCGAUGAUGAAAAAUGUGAAGGUGAGGGUUACCGCAAGGAAGGGGCUCAGUCUCCCUCUCAUUCAGAGAGUGGAUCGGAUCGGAGACAUUUUCAAAAAACUGUAGCAACCCAGGUCGUGAGGAGGAAGACCACAGGUUUACCAAGUGAAAGGAGGACAUUGGAGCCUGAUAGAAAAAGAGCCUCCACGUGUUCACCAGAAGCUAAAAUAGCCGAGCGGCGGGAUAAUGAGAAGUCCGUGAUAAAGAACGAGUCCCUACCCCUGGAUGCUGAAGAGAUCUACGAGGUUGACUAUCUCGACAUUGGUGAUGAUGGUCAAGAAGAGAUCUGCCACAAAUGUGGCUUGGAUGGGGACUUAACUUGUUGUGAUAGAUGCCCCAUUUCAAUGCACUUAAAAUGUAUUGAGGUUCUUGGUCUAAGGGUGCCCAAGAGUAAUGAGGAUUGGUGUUGUCCUAUUUGUGUCGCUGUGAAGGCUUCACAAGGAGCAAGAGAGGCAGCAAAGGCAGCAGCUGUGGCCAGGGAGGAGCUGAAGGCCUUCAUAAAGGAGAGCUCAAAGAAGCGAAGUUUCUCCGAGGACGAUGCACAAUACCAUAGUGGGCAGGAGAAAGCUGUCAAGCGUUCAAAAUCAAGUCUUAUUCCACCGCAACCAGAUGAUAUUGAUACGACUUUGAAGCUGCAGCAUAAUAGUGAGGAAAAUCCAGAGCUCAGAUAUACUGACGCACAACUUGAUUCAGGCCGGCGCAAUGAAUCUCUUUUACCUAUUUUAAGGAAAUCAUCAAAUCAAUUAAAGCAACGUGGCGAAGUAGAAUCUGAAAGUACAGGUCUAAAUUUAUCAUCUGUUGGAAUAGCACUACGAGUAAAUCAGAAAUUUUCGAAUGGAAGUCCGAAAUCACUGGUGAAGUACGAUCCUGAUAGUAUCCAGAGAGGACCGGCAAAAGCUGUUCCUUUUAACGAAGACAUGAAAAAAGUCCAGAGGGUACCAGAUACCCCUGAUCAAAACACUUCAAGGAGGCACCCAAUUGCGGCCAGCACAAGUGGGCGGAAAAGGAAGAAGACAGAUAUCUACAGACGUGUAGCGAAAAGGAAAGUACUUGAAGAUGACAGUGACGAGGCAAGUUUGCAACGGGAAGCCGGGGUCCAAGAACCUGGAAGUGGUGCUGGCGGUUGUGGAGAGGUGGAUGGUGAUGAUUUAGAGCUGGAUGAAGAUUGUGUUGGGAAAUCUGAGUAUGUGGAGCGCAGUGGAUAUUUUAGUGGUCGUCGGAGAAUUCCUGGUCGCCGUAGGAUUCCCCUACCGUGGACGAGAGCAGAGGAGGAUGCUCUCAAGGAAGGUGUGCGGCUGUAUUCAUAUAAUGGAGCAUGGGGUUUCCAGUGGAAAAGGAUUCUGGAGUUUGGGGAGGGCAGAUUUGAUCCUAGUCGAACCGAUGUUGAUCUGAAGGACAAAUGGCGAAACUUGGUUAAAGGUGUUUCAUAACCGUAAUCCUGUGGUUUACCUGGCAAUUUUCGAUUAGGCUUAGUUCCAUAGACUCAAAUGAAUGCUGGGCAGUCAGAGAAUUUACAUAACAGAUAAAAUGUAACAUCUGAGCACUAUUCGUGUAGAGAUGCACGGUUCAACUGGCUAUUGUUGACUAGGUUUCGAUAGCGUAGUUUCAAUGCAUGUACUAUAGACGUUGUUUUUCUGUACACUGAUUUGAUUCAUUCAGGCAGCUCUUGUGCAUUUUAGGAGUUUGAAUUUGGCACUUUGGUAUGAUCUGGUAUUGGGAUUAUGCAAGAUAUUGCAAUGCAUCAUGAUUUAGGUA